Messenger RNA from Mesocricetus auratus (golden hamster), 972 nucleotides. RefSeq names its product olfactory receptor 5B2-like. Gene Ontology annotation, molecular function: olfactory receptor activity; odorant binding; G protein-coupled receptor activity. Gene Ontology annotation, biological process: sensory perception of smell; G protein-coupled receptor signaling pathway. Lineage: Eukaryota; Metazoa; Chordata; Mammalia; Rodentia; Cricetidae. The coding region runs from base 1 to 972 and encodes 323 amino acids. The transcript has a single exon. Gene Ontology annotation, cellular component: membrane. The record is from RefSeq and is a predicted model, not a curated record.
AUGGCCAAUAGCAGUAGAAUGAGUGCUUUUAUACUUUUGGGAUUGACUGACAACCCGGAGAUGGAAGUCCCCUUGUUCAUAAUAUUCACCCUCAUCUAUCUCAUCACACUGAUCGGGAACUUAGGCAUGAUUGUGUUGAUCUGGCUGGACUCCCGUCUCCACAUUCCCAUGUAUCUUUUCCUCAGUAAUCUCUCUCUGGCAGACUGUGUUUACUCCUCAGCUGUGACUCCAAAGGUGAUGGCUGGACUUCUCACAGGGGAUAAAGUUAUCUCCUAUGGGGGAUGUGUUGCUCAAAUGUUCUUCUUUGUGUCAUUUGCCAGUGUUGACUGUUUUCUGCUUGCUGCCAUGGCUUUUGACAGGCAUGCUGCAGUUUGCAAGCCCUUACAUUAUGCCACUACCAUGACUGCUAAUGUGUGUACUUAUAUAGUGAUUGGCUGCUAUGUGUUUAGCUUAGCAGAAUCAUCUAUCUAUAUUGGGUUUAUCUUUGAUCUCUCCUUUUGCCAUUCUACUGUGAUUCAUCACUUUUUCUGUGAUAUCCCUCCAAUCCUGGAUCUUUCCUGCUCUGAUAUAUACAUGAAUGAGAUUGUGCUCUUUACCAUGACAUCCUUUAAUGUCUUUUUUGCUCUGAUAGUUAUCUUGACCUCCUAUGCAUUCAUACUCAUUGCUAUCCUGAGGAUGCGCUCAGCAGAAGGACGGAAGAAAGCCUUCUCCACUUGUGCAUCUCACCUCACUGCUGUGACCAUAUUCUAUGGAACUAUAAUCUUUAUGUAUCUACAGCCCAGUUCUAGUCAUUCCAUGGACAAUGACCAAAUGGCAUCUGUGUUUUACACCACAGUAGUCCCCAUGUUGAACCCAGUAGUCUAUAGCUUAAGGAAUAAAGAGGUUCAUAAUGCCUUAAAGAAAGCCACUGAGAAGAUGAAGUCUGUUCAACACCUAGUUUUAAUUAGAGAUUUAUACAAUUUACACAAUUAA